Messenger RNA from Fomitopsis serialis, 1513 nucleotides. RefSeq names its product alpha/beta-hydrolase. The record is from RefSeq and is a predicted model, not a curated record. Lineage: Eukaryota; Fungi; Basidiomycota; Agaricomycetes; Polyporales; Fomitopsidaceae. The transcript has 9 exons. Bases 120 to 1466 code for a protein of 448 amino acids.
ACUGGAUUGUAGUGUACGCACGUCCUGAGCUCUUGCGGGAGCGGUGUGCGCUCGCAUUGACACGAGGUGUCACCUCUAGAAGAUCAUCUCAACUGAACGUCUGCAGCUGUCUGCGACUCAUGAAGACCUUUUCUUAUCCUAGGCCCGAGCAUUCGGCUCAACGACGAUGCCCUCGUCCUCUCAGAGACUUGCUCCCUCUCGAACCUUUACCCGAGUUACCGGCCCCUCCACCGCUGUCUUCGCCUCCGCGGACAUUCUCCGAUCCGUCCUACAUACUGACGACACAUCUAGUGCCCGUUGCUUUACCUCGAUCCACUCCAGAGGUUCCUCAACCAGAUACCCCGGCACGCGGGCCAGUGGCAAAUGCCGCUGCCAUUUCUCUUGCCAGGGAGAUGAUUGCCCUAAGGGAUAGAUACUGGGACGGCAAGCUGGAUCUACCUAACAGCACGAAGCCUCUGUGGGCUUGCGUGAACCGCUAUGUCAGACGGGAUCUGAACGACGCGGACGGCAGCAAGGGUAUCACGCUUGUGCUCACGCAUGCGAACGGAUACCACAAGGAGAUCUGGGAGCCUACUAUUCUCCAUAUGAUCCAUGCGCAGAGGAACUCGUCAUCCGAUAUCAGGGUAGACGAGAUAUGGUCCUGGGAGCCAUGGAAUCAUGGCGACGCGGCCCUGAUCAAUGGAAGGGACGCCACAUGCUUGUUCGAUGGCAGGGAUAACGCCCGUGACAUUCUGCAAUUCAUUCUAUACUACCUACCGUCGCAACCAUCGUCCGCAGCGUUGCCAGUCCACCUCGAGCGACUACCGGAAAGCGUGGCCGCGAGCCGCAGAUCGCGUGGAUUCGAGGGCCGCCAGUUGGUUGGCGUAGGCCACUCACUCGGAGGAUGCUCAAUUGCACGUCUCGCAAUCGCAGAGCCGACUGUAUUCUCAUCGUUGAUCCUUGUAGAGGCAGGUAUUGUGGCCUACCCAGGCUCGGGACCUCUGGUCGACAAAAGGACAGUCCCUUAUCUUGUUUACGCUAUAAAACGCGAGAGUUGGUGGCCUUCUCGUGAGGAGGCACGUAGGGCCCUCUCGGCCUCUCCUUUCUUCUCUACGUGGGACACGGAUGCAUUAUCCAUCUACGUAGAAUGCGGAUUGUGUGAUGAUCUAAACGGGAGGAUCACGCUGAAGAUGCCCGGUACUCAGGAGGCCAUGACCUACACGGACAUGCUGACAAUGUACGAAGCAUGGGACAUGAUAGAUACGCUCGAUGAGGGAGUCGAGAUCAGGUGGAUUCUCGCCGGGAAAAUCGGUAAAGGAGAGGAAUGGUUUAGGGAAACUACAUCCUGGCGACGACCGAUGAAUUGCUCCAAUGUCGUGUUCACUGAAGCAGGCCAUCUGAUUGUGAUGGAAGCACCUGAGGACUUAGGCAAAGAACUCUUCGCUUUUGUAGAGCGCAAGUACAGUUCGCUGCAAUCAAAACUUUGAUGUAUGUGAGAACUAUAUACCCGUAAUGAUGACAUCGUGUGGGACAA